AUGAAUAUUUCCUACAUUCCCUCGGCAGCAACAUAUGCCUUGUUCGUAGUGGUGUUGGUGGGAGGCUGCUGGGGGAAUAUUGCUGAGGAGGAAACCUAUCGAUUCAAUGGCCAUGACAUUACUGCAUACUGGGGGUCUGAUCACUUCAACAUAUCGAACCAAGGAACUGAAGUUGAGCUUUCCAUGGAUCGACUGCAUGCAGGUGCUGGAUUCACAACCAAACGGAGCUAUGGGUCUGGUUUUUUCCAAAUGCGGAUCAAGGCUCCCCGGAGAAACUCCGCCGGAGUUGUCACUGCAUUCUAUCUAACUUCGGUCGGGGAGGCCCACGAUGAAUUGGACUUUGAGAUAUUGGGGAACGAAGAAUCGAGGCCCAUCAGACUAAACACCAACAUAUUCAUAGACGGCUACGGAAACAGGGAGAAGACGGUUCAUCUCAGCUGGUUUGACCCCACGGCUGACUUUCACAAUUACACUCUCCUCUGGAACCACCGCCAGAUCGUAUUUUUCGUGGAUGAGGUUCCUGUAAGGGUGAUGAGGAAGGUCGACGGGAAAUCGUACCCUGCGACGAGGCCAAUGUGGUUACAGGCCAGCCUGUGGAAUGGAGAGCCCUGGGCCAUGGACACUGACCAGAAGAAAAUCAACUGGGCCUACGGGCCGUUCCGGGCCUACUUCAAGGAUUUUAAGGUCGACGGUUGUCCCGUGGACGGCGAAGGUUCCGAUUUGGCGUCGUGUUCUUCGCCGGAGUAUUGGUGGAACGCCGAGAGAUAUUGGAAACUCGACGAGGCACAGCAGAUGGCGUACGAGCAUGUCCUCGAGCAUUACCAAACUGCUGACUACUGCAUCGACAGGCCCCACCCUCCAGAAUGCGGCCUCUAA
This is a messenger RNA of Linum tenue, 876 nucleotides long. NCBI's taxonomy places the organism in Eukaryota, Viridiplantae, Streptophyta, Magnoliopsida, Malpighiales, Linaceae. The record is from the annotation of a GenBank genome assembly.